AGUCACAAACCAUAAGUCCUCAUCAUUCACUCAAACAUACACAAACAUGGCAGACUACAAACAAUCAAACCUCAACGGAGCCUACUACGGUCCGGCAAUCCCUCCAUCAAGAACUCACAGGAGCGUCGGCCGUGGCGGCUGCGAUUGCUGCUGCUUCCCAUGCUGCCUCAUCACCACUCUCCUCAAGUUCAUCUUCUCCAUCAUCAUCACUGUAGGCAUCAUCGUCCUCAUCCUCUGGCUCAUCCUCCGCCCUAACGAGAUCAAACCCUACGUUGAAACCGCUACCCUCUCCACCUUCAAUCUCUCCACCAACACCAACAACAACUCCACCAACUUCCUCACCUACAACCUCACCAUGGACCUCAGCAUCCGCAACCCCAACAAAAGAAUCAGCUUCUACUAUGAUUACAUUGAAACUCAAGCUUUGUAUGAUGACUCUCGGAUUGGUUUCAAAAUCCUUGACCCGUUUUACCAGGGCAAAAAGAACACCACUGUGUUGCACCCUGAGUUCAGCAGCCGCACAGCUGUGCUUGGUGACUCGGUUGUGACUACUUAUAAUAGAGAGAAGGGUGAGGGUUUCUUUUAUGUGAAUGUUAAGGUUUAUACGAGGAUGAGGUUGAAGGUUUGGGUUUUUAAGAUUCAUGGGUUUAAGCCGGAGUUUGAUUGCUCUUUGAAGCUGCCGGCGCCGACGAGCGGUGGCAGCAGGGGUGUGUCCACCUUUGAGAGGACCAAGUGUGAUGUUCGUUACUUUUAAUGGAUUGAUGUGGUUGCUGGCCUCGGAUGAUCAUUCUUUUAUUUAUUUAUUUAUUUAUAAUUAUUGGAGUGUUGUAUGAGUUUAUAUUGUUUUUGUUUAUGUAAUUUGUUUUUCUUGUAAAUAAAUAAAUAAAAUGUGUUGGUGAUAUAUAUAGGAGAGAUUUGGGAUUUUGUUU
Messenger RNA from Dioscorea cayenensis subsp. rotundata (Guinea yam), 929 nucleotides. RefSeq names its product NDR1/HIN1-like protein 10. The record is from RefSeq and is a predicted model, not a curated record. The transcript has a single exon. Bases 47 to 754 code for a protein of 235 amino acids. Lineage: Eukaryota; Viridiplantae; Streptophyta; Magnoliopsida; Dioscoreales; Dioscoreaceae. Gene Ontology annotation, biological process: defense response to other organism.